UUCUGAUGGGUUGCAAAUCGCGGGCCCUAUGCAUAUAAAUAUGUGUAGAACUAGCCAUUCACAUAUCAGUCCAAACCAAAUAAUAAAAGGUUCAUAGCUUCCAUUGUAAAAAAUAAAAUAAUUAAAGAUGCUGUCUACAAUUUGUUUUGCCGCCAUCAGCGCGAUUGGCCUCCUCGCAAAUACCACGGAAGGCAGCAGGAGAAUCAAUGCGCGCACCAACGGUUCAUUAACCGCCUCAUACGCCCAAGCUGUAGAUGCCGCUAUAUGUACAAACAUAAGCAUUGACAGUGAACCGUCAGCUCCAGAAACCGUCACAAUCCUCAGUACACAACAAUUUGUCCUCUACACAGAAUCUGUGCGAAGGAACGAGACAUAUGCGAGUUGCUACCCCAAGGAGUUAGGAAUGCAGAACAAGGGAUGUGUGGUGUUCGCGUCCCAAGAAGAGUGCCAAGUGUUUCGCGAUGAUUUGCAAGCAGAUGCCCGGAGUAUGAUUGACGUCGCGCUAAUAUACACCGAUUAUAUUAGCGUGUGUUCUGCCGAGCAAGUAGCCACAAACGACACCGCAGAAUGCCAAGCUUAUAUUGUAAUCUAAAUGUACCUGGAUGCACAUAAAAUCUUAUAGUUUAUACUCCCUUUGUAAACUUAAAAAACUAUUGUUAUAUGCUUGCUUUGUGACGUUGACCUCUCCUGCUCAUCGGAUGUGCGUCGUGAUGGGUUUGAAUCAUCGCAUAUUAAAACAUACUCCGAACGAUAGUCAAUGCAUUUUUGUCUUGAAACAACACAUAUUUGCAAGGCCCCCGUUUGCAUCGAAUUUAUCAAUCUGAGUGUAUAUUGGAUCAGCUGGUGAGUUUCUGGAAGAAUACGUGUAUCCGUGUUUAUAUCCAGGGGCAGAUGAUGUAUUUUAAAAACGGCUAUCUACGAAGAGGUAUAAGUACGAAUAUUGCAUAUAUAUAUAUAUAUAUAUCGAUAUGAUAAU
Molecule: messenger RNA, 976 nt
Organism: Sphaeroforma arctica JP610
Lineage: Eukaryota; Ichthyosporea; Ichthyophonida
Exons: 1
Coding region: 128-592 (154 amino acids)
Source: RefSeq, a predicted model, not a curated record